This is a messenger RNA of Toxoplasma gondii ME49, 3765 nucleotides long. RefSeq names its product RNA recognition motif-containing protein. The transcript has 9 exons. Gene Ontology annotation, molecular function: RNA binding. Lineage: Eukaryota; Apicomplexa; Conoidasida; Eucoccidiorida; Sarcocystidae. The coding region runs from base 905 to 3163 and encodes 752 amino acids. The record is from RefSeq and is a predicted model, not a curated record.
CAGCUUUGCGCGUUUGAGGGGCAGAGACACACGCGCGGCGCGGAGAGAAGCAUGCAUCGAUUCUCGAGCUGUUUUUUUCGCAGCUUUUUCCGUUGAUCUUCUCGGUUUCGACAAGCAAGCGACAGUGUCUCGCGACCUCUCCAAACGCAGGAAACGCGGCUCUCUCUUUCGUUGCCUUUUGAAGACUCAACUUUCUCGUUAUCGCUUCUGCGUUUUUCUGCUUCCCGACUUGGACCGCCCGGGUCGUGACACACCUCGCUUCCCCCGCACUCAAGGCGAGCGGCCUCUUUUCUCCCCUCGCAAAACCGGCAGCCGUCCUUGAAACAAACUUCUUUCUCCCUUGGCCGACCUCUUUUUCUCUUCCCCUAGUCAGGUUCCGUUUGUUCUUCGCUCUCUGCGGCGUUCCUCGCUUCUCACCCUCGUCUCCCCUGUCCUCAAAACGAGGAGACACUCGCUUCUCGGCAAGGCCUUCUCUUCGUCGCAGGUCUCGCUUUCAGGGCGUUGAAUUCCGGUGCUUUAAGUUCUUUCCUUCUCCUCUCGUUCCUUCUUCUCCUUCUUCUCUUUCUCCUCCUUCUUCUCCUUCUCCUCCUUCUCUCCGCUCUUGACUUCUUGACGGGCAAAGCCGGCCUCUCCUUUCCUCUCUCCAGUGGAUUCCUGUCGCGUCUUCGCCGUCUUUCCCUACUUCUCCACCUCUAUCCUCUUCUCUGCUUCUUCUAUCUCUCGUUUUUCUCUCUGUGUCGGUCCAAACUGUGUUUGCCCCAGUGGAUGGAAACGCCUGUCGCUAUGUGAUGGAAAAGAAGCAGCGAGCGAAAAAGGCGUUUCCUCUUCUCCAGAGAGUCAGGUCGUCUGAGCACGAGGAAGAGGCCUCCUCUGCGUUGCACACCUCGUGAAGAUCUCGGCGAAAAUGAAGAGCCUGACGUCCAAAGGCGUCGCUGCGCGCUCUUCGGAGACCGUCGGCGAGGCCGCGAAGCAGACGCCAAAGAGGUCUGGAGGCAAGAGCGGCCGGCCGCGUUCUGGACUGCGGAGUCGCGAAGGAGGAAAGCAGAGCGACAGUCACGCGCUCUCAAGGAGCGAAGGUGCUAAGGUUUCUGCGGCGUCGCGCGCCUCUGCCGCAGGUCGCUCCUCUGUGCAGAGAGAGCGAGGAGGGGAGAAACGCCGCUUUCGGAGGACGGACCCCAGGGGGAAGACAAUCCCCGGUUCCUCCGCAGAGACCGAGGCGUCGAGGCCUCGAGGCAGCAGCUCGAGCUUCUACAGAAAGAACGGAGGGCGAGACGGAGAGAGACGCGCAGUUGCAGUCGGCGACAACAGUCGGCGAGAGCGCGGCUACGGAGCUCCCAAGACUGAAGAAGAACGAGCAGCCGAGAGAAAAAGGAGUGUCUUCGUUUCCAAUCUCCCUCCCGAUGCUUCGCGGGAAGAGCUGGAUGAGCUCUUCCGAUCUUUCGGCUCCCUCGCAACGAUCAAACUCGUCGGCUCAGCUGCAGACGACCGCAGCAAAGAAGGAAAAGGCAUCACUCGGUCGGCCUUCGUCAUCUUCAAAGAUGAAGCUUCGGCACAGCAGGCGCUGACAGCCUAUUCUGCUGCGCCUUUCCAGGGCACCCAGAGCGCAGCAGGGAGAAGUUCUGAGAAGGGAGAAGGAACUCGCUUCUCCGCGAGCUCUGCGCUCCCUCCAGGAAUGUCUGUUUUCGCGGCAGAGGCGCUGGGCGUCUCGUGGAAGAAGGCGAACGAAGCGGAAAGAAGGGAGGCGGUGACCCCGACCGCACGACAAGAGGUUCUUCUUCGCGGCCAACCCCUCCUCGUCCGGCCGGUCCUUUCUCGAGAAGAAGCCGGAAAACUCAAGGGACAGAGCGGGUGGACGCGGAAGGAAGACAGUGCUUCGCGGAGACACCUGAACCUCGCAUUCGAGGGAAUGAUUUCUCCCAAGAGUGCAGCGUUUGAGGCGUUGCCCCCCGCGGAGCAGCGCAGGCGCCUCCAGGCGUGGCGGGAAAAAAAGGAGAAAAUGAAAAAUCCGAACUACUUCGUUAACCCCACUCGCCUCAGUGUGCGGAAUUUGCCGACUUCGACGAGUGCCAAUGAACUGCGGGAGACGAUGUCUCACUUCCUCCUCAAGUCGCCAGCGUUUGCAGAGUUUGAGUCUUCUCGCCUCGCGCAGAGAGAAGCCGAGCGAGAGGCGAGAAAACGGCGAGAAGCGAACACCGCAGGUGCAGAGAAAUCGACACAGGGAGAAGGCCAGAAUCCUCGCGUCACGGACUUCUCGCUUCUCCACCCCAAGCAGCAGAGACGCCUCGCUGAGCAGGCGAUCCUGAAGGUUCGCAUCAUUCGCGACAAGGAACGGCGCCGGGCUACGUCGUCGCAAGAGAAUGGCUCGACAACGAAGGAGAAGCGUUCCCUCGGCUUUGCGUUUGUGGACUGUUCGCACGCAGAGGUAGCGAAGCUUUUGCUGAAUUUCCUUGGCAUGUGCACCAGUGAUGACUUCUUGCCGGAGAACCUCGCAGCGCAGAAGCAGGGUGGAGAAACCGAAGAGGAGACGCCUCGCCACGGCCGCACCAUGUGGAGGCGACUGAUGGUGGAGUAUGCAAUGGAGGACGCACGGAAAGUAAAACUCAAGGAGGAAAAGAGUCGAGCUUAUGUGCAGAUGCUCGAGAGACAGAAGAAGAAGAACCAAGGAGGAGAGGAAGGCGAUGAACAGCCCGGGUCGGGAAAGGCAUCGCUUCCAAAGAAACUGAAAACUUACAGUCGAGGCAAGCGACAACGCGAGCGCCGCCGCCAGGCGCGCCUCGCUGUGGCCGGCGUGACUGAUCCUCAGACUUCGCUGCACGGCGUAGGAAGAGAAAAGCCAAGAGAGAAGAACAAGGUGCCCGAGCAGAGCAGCGAAGGACAGAAGAAGCUCUCGAGAGCUUCCGUGAACGAGAGCAAGCGUCCGAAGGAAGCCAAGAAGAGGAAGAAAAACCGAGAAGACGACGAGGCGUCCGCUGGGGACGAAAUUCUCGUCUUUGAUGAGGAAGGUGAAACUGACGAGUCACGCAUCUACCCCAAACGCAUAAAAUCGCACGCUGACUCUCGACGACGAAGGAAGCGCCAACGUCGGUCCGAACAAGACAAUGAAAACCUUGAGGAUGAAUAUCUGAAGAGCAGAGUUCAAUUUCUCCUCAGCAACCAAGGAUGAGGGAAACAAGAGAAGAAAGUGACUUUCUAGCUUUUCCAACUGAGUAAUUCCCCCCGUCUCAACGUUGUUUCUAAAAAUAUGUUAUCUUUUUCGGCUGUCUUCCGCUGGCAUUCGCUCUGCCUUGAAAUUUCCGAAAAAUCAAGAAGCCAAGUUUGCACCCGCUGUCGCUACGUGGGCAGGUUGUCUCUGUUCCUCUCCCGCAUCUUCUAUCUCUGUCUGUUUCUGUGGUUUACCGUUGCCAUUAUUUAUUGCUAGUCUGUCUUUACCUUUAACCAUUUGCCAGCCCCUGCCAGCGGCAUCUUAUGCUGCGCCGACCUCCUUUUCGCUUUUUUGUUGCCGACGAUCUUCUGUCCCUGCCAUCUGGGCCAGCGCCGCCUCUCCUUGAGUGCUAUCUUCUAGGUUUCUUUCCGUUUUCUGGUUAACCUAAAUCAGUCUCCAUGUGAACCCAGGACAUCCUCUUGUGCCCGAGAGUCUUCGUGGUGUUUGUCUGUCACCCGUUUCGAUUUCAAUGCGUUCAACGUGUGUGUCUUCGUGAGAAACGGCUUGAGCCCAUCAGAAACCCCGAUUUCAGUCUGUCGCACGCAGGAACCAAUGUAACGCUG